Molecule: messenger RNA, 757 nt
Organism: Carica papaya (papaya)
Lineage: Eukaryota; Viridiplantae; Streptophyta; Magnoliopsida; Brassicales; Caricaceae
Source: RefSeq, a predicted model, not a curated record
UAAAACGUACUUGUAAUUUAUUUUCUUAUAUUUGUACAAUGUAAUAUAAGCACAGAAGAGAAGCUGAGUAACCCUAGAAGAAGAAUCAAUCGCACAUCACUUUUGCCAUAAUAGCUGUCUCUCCAAUUCCUGUACAGAAGAAAAAAUAAAGUGAAUUCUUCUUCUCCUGAUACGUAUUUACCUGACACUAUUAUAACCAUCAUCGCCUUGUUGGAUAGUUGGUUGAAGGUAAUCGGAAUCAUUCAAAUUAGUCGAAUUAAACCCUAAAUUGUCGAUGGGUAGAAAGAAGCCGAGUGCGCGUGGUGGCGACGAGGAUAACCCACCUGCGGCAUCGCAGGGCGGCGCGAAAUCCAAAAAGAAGGCGCUUGUCAUUGAUGAUGACGAGUAUUCUAUAGGUACCGAGUUAUCGGAGGAAUCAAAAAUUGAGGAAGAGAAGGUUGCCGUAGCAGGGAAGAAGAAAGGUAAGAAAGGUUCAAGUCGAAAAGAAGAUGAAGACAUAGAGAAGGCUGUGGAGGAAGAGGAGGAUGUUCCGGAGAUUGUCUUGACAGGGAAGAAGUCCAGAUCAAAAAAGAGUGGGGGUGGUAGUGUGUUCAGUGCAUCAAGUUUUGGAUUGCUUGAUGAGGAUGGGAAGGAUGAUGGUGGUGAUGAUGGGGAUGAUCAAUCUGGGUUAACAGGUGGGGAAAACAGUGAGGAAGAUGAAGAACAGGUGGUUAGCUUUUUGGGUAAAAAGAAGGCGUCAAAGAAGGGUAAGAAGGUU